Hypomesus transpacificus is the source of this 7317-nucleotide messenger RNA. RefSeq lists its product as uncharacterized. The record is from RefSeq and is a predicted model, not a curated record. Gene Ontology annotation, molecular function: nucleic acid binding; aspartic-type endopeptidase activity. Gene Ontology annotation, biological process: proteolysis; DNA integration. Lineage: Eukaryota; Metazoa; Chordata; Actinopteri; Osmeriformes; Osmeridae.
GCGGCCAUGCCCGAACAUCUCACUGGUGAGUCACUACGGGGGGAUGGUCUGGACGAAAACCAGCAGCACCAGCUCCAAUGUUUCCUCACUAAAUGGCAGCAUGUGUUCUCCACCCACGAGGAGGAUUAUGGAUGUACUAACAUCGUUAGACACCAGAUUCCCACGGGAGAUUCAGCGCCAAGCCGGGAGCGAUAUCGCCCAGUACCACCUACCCUGUAUCAGGAAGUCCGCACGCUACUGCGAGGGAUGUUGGACGGAGGCAUUGUCCGCGAAAGCAGCAGUCCCUGGGCAGCACCCAUCGUACUUGUACAAAAAAAGACUGGGGCCUGGAGGUUCUGUGUCGAUUACCGGAAGCUGAACAGCGUGACUAAGAAGGAUGCUUUCCCCUUACCGCGGAUAGAAGACUCCCUCACCAGCUUGACACAGGCUGCCUGGUACUCCACUGUGGACCUGGCCAGUGGAUAUUGGCAGGUCCAGGUGGAAGCGAGCGACCGAGAGAAGACUGCCUUUACCACCCCUUUUGGCCUGUUUGAGUGGGACCGGAUGCCCUUUGGCCUCUGCAACGCCCCAGCAACCUUCCAGCGGCUGAUGCAGCGAUGUCUGGGCGGGCAGUUGGUCGACUCCACCCUGGUAUACCUGGAUGAUGUCAUAGUGUUCUCCCCAGAUUUCUCCUCCCACCUGAACCAUCUGGAACAAGUGCUGCAGGCCAUGGAGAAGUACGGCCUAAAACUGCGACCGGAGAAGUGCCAGCUGUUCCAGAAGGAGGUUAAGUUCCUGGGCCAUUGCGUCAGUUCCAAAGGAAUCUCCCCCGACCCAGAAAAACUAUCGGCGGUACAAGACUGGGAACCUCCUAAGACCAUCCGACAGGUGAGGUCCUUCCUGGGCUUUGUGGGAUACUACAGGCGCUUCAUUAAGGAUUUUUCUAAAAUCGCUAAACCCCUGAAUGGACUCCUGGUAGGCACAGGACGCUCUCGUGGUCGGGGAUCCUCCGUGGCCUGGAACCCCGAGUGCGAUACAGCUUUUCAAAGACUCAAGCAAGAGCUGUUGCAGUCCCCCAUCCUUGCAUAUGCAGACUUCUCACAACCCUUUAUCCUCUAUACUGAUGCCAGUAACGCAGGGUUGGGCGCUGUACUGGCCCAGCAGCAACAAGGAGUAGAGCGGGUCAUCGCAUAUGCAAGCCGAAGUCUCCAUCCAGCUGAGCGGAACGACUCCCGCUACAGCUCUUUUAAGAUAGAACUCCUAGCCAUGAAGUGGGCCUUAAGUGAAAAGUUUAAAGAUUACUUUAAAUGGGGCGCAAAGGUCAAGGUGGUGACUGAUAAUAACCCCCUUGUCCACCUACAGACAGCCAAACUUGGGGCUGUAGAACAGCGGUGGGUGGCCCAACUGGCCAACUACGACUACCAGAUCCACUAUCGACCGGGUAAGGAACACACUAAUGCUGAUGUGCUGUCUAGGCUCCCGGUUACGGGUGGGACUGACCCAGCCACAACCCCUCCCGUUGAGCCUGAAGACGGGCUACUGGUAGGAGUGGUAGAGGCACCAGGAUCAAGCCGCGAGUUGGUCCCCGCCAGUUGGGGUUGGGACCCAAACCGAUGGGAGGAGCUACAGGGGAAGGAUGACGACAUGGUGGCAGUUCGGACCUACCUGAACCAGAACUCCUUACCCUCGGCGGCAGAGAGGAAGGCCCAAACUCCAACUGUGAGGCAACUCCUGAGUCACUGGAGCAAACUCAGUGUGCGUGAAGGGGUGGUUUGUCGUUCCGUUCAUGACUCUGUAACCCACGACACCAUGUUUCAGGUAGUAGUGCCACAGACCCAGGUACAAUCCCUCCUACAAGCCUACCACACACAGAUGGGUCACCAAGGCCAGGAAAGGACCUUGUCCCUGCUGAGGAGGAACUUUUACUGGCCGAAGAUGGAGGAGUCCGUGGAGGCAUUCAUUCGGGGCUGUCCACGCUGUAUGCUUUUCAAAGCAAGACCAAACACCAAAGCCCCCUUAGUGCCCAUACUGUCUCAGGCUCCCCUCCACACCGUGAGUAUGGACUUUCUAACACUGAGUCGGCCAACGGAUCGUUACCAGAACAUCCUGGUGGUGACCGACUUGUUUACCAAGUACGCUUGGGCCAUCCCCACCACCGACCAGACCGCCACCACCACUGCCAGGGUCCUUUGGGGCGCGGUGUUCCAACCUUUUGGUUGUCCAGAGAUCCUCCACUCUGACCAGGGUCCGAAUUUCGAAUCCAAAGUAAUCCGAGAGCUGUGUCAGCUUUAUGGCUGCCGAAAGACCCAUACCACACCAUAUCACCCCCAGGGUAACGGAGGAUGCGAGAGGUUCAACCAGACCCUGCUGAGCCUUUUGGGAACCUUGGAAGUGGAACAACACAGUAGGUGGGUGGACCAUCUCCCUUUCCUAAUGCAGGCCUAUAACAACAGUGUACAUAGUACCACAGGCUAUGCCCCCGCCUACCUGAUGUUUGGGAGGCAUGUGCGCCUACCCGUUGACCUGCUCCUUGGGACGGCGCCAAGGGACGGACCCCAGAGUACAACAGAAUGGGUGAGUAAACACCAUCAACAGCUUCAUGAUGCCUACAGACGGGUCACUGAGCAUUUAGGUGCUGCGGCUGUCAAGAACAAACGCCUGUACGACCGGAUAGCCCAAGACGCCCCCCUGCUGUCGGGCGAGCGUGUGCUGGUUCGGGACUGCCGACGACAAGGGAAAGGCAAGUUGAGCGACCGGUGGGAGGCCAUGCCCUAUGUGCAAGACCUAGACCGACCACAGACGAAGCGGAUCCCCCACCACAGGCCAGACGCUCCCAACGGGACACACAGGGACAGCCCCCUGCGAGCACGCCCCCAAGUGAUGCCUGUCUUCAUGGGAGCACCAUGGGCACAGAGGUUUGGAGGAAAAGGGUCGGAACUAAGUCUGCAAGAAUGGAAGUCCCAGACUGAAUACCUGGCCGGCUUGCAGGGGCUGAGUGAACAUCAGAGGUUACAGUUUGUACUGGGGUCUCUCGAGGGCGAGGCCAAACGUGAAGUCCAGGCGGCACCAGAAGACCGACGCAACAACUCAAAUGCUGUGUUCGACUUCUUGGCCGGGCUCUAUGGCGACCACACCCCGGUGGCCACUCUGAGGGCCCAGUUUUUCACAUGUAGGCAAGGGCCCACACAAUCACUCCGUUCUUUUGUGUUACAGAUGCGCGAGCUGUUCACCCGGCUACAAGGACGGCGCGACCAUGGCCUUGGCGGUGGAGACACCCUGUUGCGGGACCAGUUCCUCAUGGGGCUCUGUAACACCAAAAUCCGCCAGAGCUUGCGACUGCAGCUUCGUCAUGAUCCAAACUUGACCUUUGAAGACCUCCGGCGAGAGGCCACGGCCCUGGAAUUGGACCAUUCAGAGACGGCUGACCAACCCACAUGCCUGGCUACCAGCACUGCCUGCGCCCCUGCCCCUCCUUCUACGGCCGACUGGAAGCGAGAAGUGCGUGCUGAAGUCAUGAAAGAGGUGAAGGAACAGAUGGCUGAGCUGUCUAAAACCUUCUUAGAAGAGUUACGCCGGGGUCAGUCCAGCCACCAGCCUGGCAACCCCCCCUUGCCCCGUGAACGCUCCUACUCGGAUGGCAGCCGGGAGCCACCAAGGCGUCCGGGUCGGGCGACUGGACCAAGGUUCCAAAACAGCCUGAUUGGACAAUGCCCCACCAUCGAGGUACAGGUCAGGGGUAAGAAGAUCAGAUGUUUGGUCGACACUGGGUCCCAGGUUACCCUGUUCUCGGAAAGCUUGUGCAAAGAACUGUUUAAUCAACAACUCCAGGGAGCGGAAGCACCAUGGCUGACCUUGCGGGGAGCCAAUGGACUCAACAUCCCCUACAUUGGCUAUGUGGUCAGCGACUUCCAGGUUCGAGGCAUCACCGUGCCGGAAAAGGGGGUUGUCAUCGUCCGAGACCACUGUCUGGGUACCCAUCGAGCCCUGUUGGGCAUGAACGUCAUCUCCGCUUGCUGGGAGGAGCUGUUCAAAACCCAACCUACCCAGACGCUCCAACCCACAGAGGGACAGCAGUGGGAACACAUCUUUGCAGACUGCCGUAGGAUCCACACGGCCAAGACCCAGUGGGACCAGGAAGACACCGGCCGGGUGGCCUGCCGUUAUGCCCUUUCCAUCCCAGCCCAGAGUGAAGCCAUAGUCUGGGCCAGGUUGCCAGCCCGGGCCUAUGGACCGGACAACUGGGUCACAGUGGAGCCACACCCGGAAUGCCAGACUAUUGAGGUGGCACGAGGCCUUGCUGCCGUACACCGUGGUCGAGUCCCGGUGAGAGUGCGGAAUGCCAGGCCAUACCCAGUCAACCUCCAUCGCCAUCAAUGUCUGGCCCGAGUCACAGCAGUGGGGCCCCAACAAAUAAGAGAAAGCGGUGAGGUCCGCUUUAAUCAGGUCAGCUGUGGGGUGGUCGAGGUUGACAUCAGCCAGACGGGCCACAAGAUGGGUAUCCCCAGGGCGGCCAUGCCCGAACAUCUCACUGGUGAGUCACUACGGGGGGAUGGUCUGGACGAAAACCAGCAGCACCAGCUCCAAUGUUUCCUCACUAAAUGGCAGCAUGUGUUCUCCACCCACGAGGAGGAUUAUGGAUGUACUAACAUCGUUAGACACCAGAUUCCCACGGGAGAUUCAGCGCCAAGCCGGGAGCGAUAUCGCCCAGUACCACCUACCCUGUAUCAGGAAGUCCGCACGCUACUGCGAGGGAUGUUGGACGGAGGCAUUGUCCGCGAAAGCAGCAGUCCCUGGGCAGCACCCAUCGUACUUGUACAAAAAAAGACUGGGGCCUGGAGGUUCUGUGUCGAUUACCGGAAGCUGAACAGCGUGACUAAGAAGGAUGCUUUCCCCUUACCGCGGAUAGAAGACUCCCUCACCAGCUUGACACAGGCUGCCUGGUACUCCACUGUGGACCUGGCCAGUGGAUAUUGGCAGGUCCAGGUGGAAGCGAGCGACCGAGAGAAGACUGCCUUUACCACCCCUUUUGGCCUGUUUGAGUGGGACCGGAUGCCCUUUGGCCUCUGCAACGCCCCAGCAACCUUCCAGCGGCUGAUGCAGCGAUGUCUGGGCGGGCAGUUGGUCGACUCCACCCUGGUAUACCUGGAUGAUGUCAUAGUGUUCUCCCCAGAUUUCUCCUCCCACCUGAACCAUCUGGAACAAGUGCUGCAGGCCAUGGAGAAGUACGGCCUAAAACUGCGACCGGAGAAGUGCCAGCUGUUCCAGAAGGAGGUUAAGUUCCUGGGCCAUUGCGUCAGUUCCAAAGGAAUCUCCCCCGACCCAGAAAAACUAUCGGCGGUACAAGACUGGGAACCUCCUAAGACCAUCCGACAGGUGAGGUCCUUCCUGGGCUUUGUGGGAUACUACAGGCGCUUCAUUAAGGAUUUUUCUAAAAUCGCUAAACCCCUGAAUGGACUCCUGGUAGGCACAGGACGCUCUCGUGGUCGGGGAUCCUCCGUGGCCUGGAACCCCGAGUGCGAUACAGCUUUUCAAAGACUCAAGCAAGAGCUGUUGCAGUCCCCCAUCCUUGCAUAUGCAGACUUCUCACAACCCUUUAUCCUCUAUACUGAUGCCAGUAACGCAGGGUUGGGCGCUGUACUGGCCCAGCAGCAACAAGGAGUAGAGCGGGUCAUCGCAUAUGCAAGCCGAAGUCUCCAUCCAGCUGAGCGGAACGACUCCCGCUACAGCUCUUUUAAGAUAGAACUCCUAGCCAUGAAGUGGGCCUUAAGUGAAAAGUUUAAAGAUUACUUUAAAUGGGGCGCAAAGGUCAAGGUGGUGACUGAUAAUAACCCCCUUGUCCACCUACAGACAGCCAAACUUGGGGCUGUAGAACAGCGGUGGGUGGCCCAACUGGCCAACUACGACUACCAGAUCCACUAUCGACCGGGUAAGGAACACACUAAUGCUGAUGUGCUGUCUAGGCUCCCGGUUACGGGUGGGACUGACCCAGCCACAACCCCUCCCGUUGAGCCUGAAGACGGGCUACUGGUAGGAGUGGUAGAGGCACCAGGAUCAAGCCGCGAGUUGGUCCCCGCCAGUUGGGGUUGGGACCCAAACCGAUGGGAGGAGCUACAGGGGAAGGAUGACGACAUGGUGGCAGUUCGGACCUACCUGAACCAGAACUCCUUACCCUCGGCGGCAGAGAGGAAGGCCCAAACUCCAACUGUGAGGCAACUCCUGAGUCACUGGAGCAAACUCAGUGUGCGUGAAGGGGUGGUUUGUCGUUCCGUUCAUGACUCUGUAACCCACGACACCAUGUUUCAGGUAGUAGUGCCACAGACCCAGGUACAAUCCCUCCUACAAGCCUACCACACACAGAUGGGUCACCAAGGCCAGGAAAGGACCUUGUCCCUGCUGAGGAGGAACUUUUACUGGCCGAAGAUGGAGGAGUCCGUGGAGGCAUUCAUUCGGGGCUGUCCACGCUGUAUGCUUUUCAAAGCAAGACCAAACACCAAAGCCCCCUUAGUGCCCAUACUGUCUCAGGCUCCCCUCCACACCGUGAGUAUGGACUUUCUAACACUGAGUCGGCCAACGGAUCGUUACCAGAACAUCCUGGUGGUGACCGACUUGUUUACCAAGUACGCUUGGGCCAUCCCCACCACCGACCAGACCGCCACCACCACUGCCAGGGUCCUUUGGGGCGCGGUGUUCCAACCUUUUGGUUGUCCAGAGAUCCUCCACUCUGACCAGGGUCCGAAUUUCGAAUCCAAAGUAAUCCGAGAGCUGUGUCAGCUUUAUGGCUGCCGAAAGACCCAUACCACACCAUAUCACCCCCAGGGUAACGGAGGAUGCGAGAGGUUCAACCAGACCCUGCUGAGCCUUUUGGGAACCUUGGAAGUGGAACAACACAGUAGGUGGGUGGACCAUCUCCCUUUCCUAAUGCAGGCCUAUAACAACAGUGUACAUAGUACCACAGGCUAUGCCCCCGCCUACCUGAUGUUUGGGAGGCAUGUGCGCCUACCCGUUGACCUGCUCCUUGGGACGGCGCCAAGGGACGGACCCCAGAGUACAACAGAAUGGGUGAGUAAACACCAUCAACAGCUUCAUGAUGCCUACAGACGGGUCACUGAGCAUUUAGGUGCUGCGGCUGUCAAGAACAAACGCCUGUACGACCGGAUAGCCCAAGACGCCCCCCUGCUGUCGGGCGAGCGUGUGCUGGUUCGGGACUGCCGACGACAAGGGAAAGGCAAGUUGAGCGACCGGUGGGAGGCCAUGCCCUAUGUGGCAAGAUACACCCGUGAGACCAGCAACCCCGAGACCACCUGGGAUGAGGUGGGCCGUGGUACCAGCAAGACCUAG